AUUUCAGUGGGGAUUUUUUGUUCGAGAAUAAUUUCCAGUUGUUGAGGAGGGUUUUGAGACCUGUUUGUGUAGGCGAGCCAGACAUCAUGUGAUGGAAUGGAUUUUGUGGAAGUGCUUCAGAGAGGGGGAAAAGAGUUAAGAAAAUACUAAUUUUAACUCCAAAUUACGAUAGAUAUUCAUAUUAAAAGCAUUAGGGCAAACCAUGAUCGGCUAUCGAUAUAGUUUCCUAUUUCAUACUUAGAACUAGAAAUAUCUACAGAACACUUGGUGUGUUAUUACAUUAUGUUACCUAAUUGUUUGCAAAGGCAAUAAGGGCAGCAUUCAAGUACACUGAUCGCCUGCAUAUGCUGCACAAGUAAUUUUCUAAGCCAGUGAGUUGGACAACAUGCCGAAAAACAAAUUCCUUUUGAGUCUUAAAUGACAAUACGUUUCGUUCGUUAAAUAGUCGGGAGUUUAUCCAGUUAUUCUUUUACAAAUGCCAAUCAUACUACGCCCAAAUUGGAAAACAUAUGUUGGUAAAUUCACAUAUCUUUAUCACGUAAACUUAUUCAUACAGUGUUCCUUCACCGGUGAACAUGUAUUUCAAAUUUGCAAGAGAAAUGGCUUAUUCAGAAACGCGGAUCUGCGCAAUGAGAAACUGAGUUUUAUUUUUAUGUGUUAAGUAUCUCCAAGUCUCUCUUCUUUUUACAAAUUCCAAUCAUACUACGCCCGGCUGAUUAUAAUAUACGUGUCGGAAGAGGCCACUCACAAUGAUUGACAGACAAAGGCACUGACGAUUGGGGAGGAUGGAACGGAAUGACGUGAUGGGCGUGACCUAAACGAUGAUUGACUCGAAGUGUUGACCUGUUGUUUCAUGCGGCGGGGCGAGUGGCGUCAGCCUGUGGGCGGGGCCUAGCCUGAGCCUCGCGCUGCGCUGGGAGCUGCGUCAGAAGAACUGGAAUAGUCAGGCCGGCUGCACGUGAUUCGUUAUCCCGGGAAAAGCGGCGGAUUGGCGGAAGGAUGAUGGAGAUCGAGCGCCCGCUGGCGCAGGAGCAGCAGAGCCUAGAUUUAAUUGACAUCCUGUGGAGGCAGGACAUAGACCUUGGUGUCGUCCGUGAAGAUUUUGAUUAUAACUACAGACAAAAGGAGUACGAACUAGAGAAACAGAAGAAACUCGAGAAGGAAAAGCAGGACCAGUUGCAGAAGGAACAAGAAAAGGCUCUGCUGGCACAGCUGCAGUUAGAUGAAGAGACAGGUGAAUUCGUUGCCAUUCGGCCAGCAAAGCAGAGCGAAAACAAAAUCCCAGGAGAAAUCUCUGAACCUGCACAGAUUACAAAGACAGUAGAGAGAGAUGAUGGAGCUUUGUCGUUUGAUGAAUGUAUGCAACUUCUCGCCGAGUCAUUUCCAUUUGUAGAUGACAUAGAGUCUCAUACAGUUCCACUUGAGCCUUCUAUUCCAGUUCCGGCUCAAACCAGUUCACCGUCAAUGGCUCCAUAUCAGGCUCAGCAAGCUGCUCCUUCAAACCUUUCAACCACAACACCUGAACCAAACUCUCUAGAGGAUUUGGAACAAACCUGGCAAGAGCUACUCUCAAUCCCGGAGCUUCAGUGUCUGUACAUGCAAAAUGAUAACAUCACUAGUACUGGAUUGACAGGAUAUGCUUCCAAGAGCAAACCUUCCGAGAUGCCAAGUGACACCUAUAGCUUCAAUGCAAACCUGCCAGAUGACCAUGUGGCUCUCAGCAAUCCCAGUUUCCUCUCCCUCUUUGAAGAAGUAAUGCCGCCUGAAAGUCCCACACUCCACCAGCUCAAAACAAAUACCUCUGACGGCAUGAACCCCUCAUUCAGCAACAGUCCUUACAGUGAUAUGUUUUUCUCCACACCUCUGAGUUCCCAGAGGAACAGCAACAUUCCCCAGCACACCAAUAUGAAUGACUCACUUACGAGCAUUCUGGAUGAUGCCCUUCUUGAACAAAUCAACAUCUCACACUUGAAAGUGGAUAAAGAAUUUGCUUGUAAGAAGCCACCAAAUUUGCCUGAGGUUCUGGAUUCUGACUCUGGCCUGUCCAUGUGCUCGAGUUCUGGUGGCCCCUCCCCUGGUAAUUCAGUGCAAUCGUCCAUUUGUGGAGAUCCAUCUCACGGUUAUAGUGACUCUGAAGUGGAUGAGAUGGAGAGCAGCCCUGGCUGUGUUCAGCCUGAAUUUGCAGAAUUGUACCCAAUGCAUUUCCAAAAUGACGGACAUUUUCAGGCACCCUCUCUUGACCUUACAAAGUCAAGUAAGAGCCCCAAACUUUACACGAAAGAAGCAAAGGAUGAUCUGCCAGUGAGCCCUGGCCACAGUAAAACCCCAUUCAUCAAAGAUAAGCAUUCUAAACGAGUGGAAGCUCGGCUCACUAGAGAUGAGCAACGGGCUAAAGCACUCAAUGUUCCUUUCUCUGUCAGAAAGAUUAUUAACCUUCCCGUCGACGAUUUCAAUGAAAUGGUUUCCAAGUAUCAGCUAAGUGAGGCUCAGCUCGCUCUCAUUCGUGACAUCCGUCGCCGUGGCAAAAACAAGGUCGCAGCUCAGAACUGCCGCAAGCGCAAACUGGAAAAUAUAGUUGGUCUCGAACAUGAUCUGGAUCAGCUUAAAGAUGAAAAAGAGGAACUUCUCCAAGAAAAGGAGGAGCAUGCCAAAAACCUUCUUCACAUCAAACAACAGCUGAACAGUCUGUACCAUGAGGUUUUUAGUAUGCUACGAGAUGAAGAUGGAAAUCCGUAUUCUCCGUCUGAGUACUCACUUCAGCAGACCAGCGAUGGCAGUGUUUUCCUCGUUCCCCGGAGCAAGAAACUGGAAAUAAAGAGAGAAUGAAAUUCCAAAGGUUUUGUUUAUUGUAUUUUUUUUUAAAUGAGAAGCCGAAACCUGUGUGAAUUGCAAGUUUUAAAACUUUAAAAGUUUUGUGAUCAUAUGUUAAUGAGUCUCCUAUGCAAAAGAAGAUUAUUACCAUUUUUCAUGGCUUCUGGUUUCUUGGAGGUGAAACAGAGAGUGUUAGCUGAAGAUUGACUGAAAAAUGGUCUCUUGCCUAGUUCUUUAAUAUUGAUUAUUUCUGUGCACUGCUUAUUACAUCUUAGAGCUCUUGUAUAGUUUUGUAAAUACUGCACAUCUUAUUUAUAUAUGCAGAUAUAUAUAUCCCAUUUACUAUUAAAUUGAAGGUCUUUCAUAGAAUUAUAAAAAUUAUUUUAGUAAGCUAAUGCUUCUUCUGUUGCAAGUGCCUGUUUUAUACUUUUUUAUUACAUUUCAAAAAUAGAUACAGUAAAUGGAAGAAUUAAAAAUGUAUGACUUCAUUUCUUCGCUUUAUAUAGAAAAGUUAUUAAAUAAAAUGUAUCUUUAACCAUUGCAAAAAUCUUGCCUUG
Messenger RNA from Mobula hypostoma (lesser devil ray), 3368 nucleotides. It is a transcript of the gene nfe2l2a, whose product is annotated as nfe2 like bZIP transcription factor 2a. Gene Ontology annotation, biological process: cellular response to oxidative stress; regulation of transcription by RNA polymerase II. The record is from RefSeq and is a predicted model, not a curated record. Gene Ontology annotation, cellular component: nucleus. The coding region runs from base 1000 to 2826 and encodes 608 amino acids. The transcript is spliced from 5 exons. NCBI's taxonomy places the organism in Eukaryota, Metazoa, Chordata, Chondrichthyes, Myliobatiformes, Myliobatidae. Gene Ontology annotation, molecular function: DNA-binding transcription factor activity, RNA polymerase II-specific; RNA polymerase II cis-regulatory region sequence-specific DNA binding.